Molecule: messenger RNA, 2562 nt
Organism: Penicillium riverlandense
Lineage: Eukaryota; Fungi; Ascomycota; Eurotiomycetes; Eurotiales; Aspergillaceae
Exons: 3
Coding region: 1-2562 (853 amino acids)
Biological process (GO): aromatic amino acid catabolic process; positive regulation of transcription by RNA polymerase II
Cellular component (GO): nucleus
Molecular function (GO): DNA-binding transcription factor activity, RNA polymerase II-specific; zinc ion binding
Source: RefSeq, a predicted model, not a curated record
AUGGAUGACGGAACUCGGCCAGCCCGCCCGGACCGGCCCUACCAGCGAACCUACAAGGCAUGCAUUCCUUGUCGGCAACGCAAGGCCAAGUGCGACCUGGGUACCGGCCCGGAUGGUUUACCUAUCGGUCCACCUUGUGCGAGAUGCCGGAGGGAGCUGAGGCAGUGUGUUUUUCCGGAGAAGCGCGCUUGGGAGAGGUCUCGCAAGCGAGCUCGGUCAUCUGAGGAAAAUGAUGAUGGUGUCUCGCCUCAACAUGCGAACACAAACUCACAUACUGCUCUGGACCAGUCGAAUAUCCAGCAUUCAUAUCAUGGCGCUGCGCCAGCUGGUAACUCGACCUACCACAACCCACAAUUAACUCCCGCUGGCGAGCCGUAUACUCCAAGUGCGACAAGUCCAUUCCCGCCAGGAUGGACCUUCGCCCGGCCUCAGAGACAGACACCCUUAGAUUCAAGAGGCCGAGAGCCCAUUGCUACGGACCAAAAUGGCCACACCGACAACUCACCGUCACAAUCAUAUGAUCCCAAUAAUCGACACCGGUCCAACUCCACCCUGGCAAGCUCGAUGAUGCGGACGGUCGUCGCAAGUGGCAACGAUGCACUGAACAUCUUGUUCGAGGCUGCAACUGCGCAUGACCAAGAAAAUCACCUGAAUGACACAACGCCCGAGUCAACUUCUGGGAAUGCGUCUUUGGGGCCUAAAAAACGAACAACUCCCAGGAAUUACGACAGUCCCGCGGUCUUUGAGCCGAUGCCCACGGUUAGACGCCCUGUAGAAAUUUCCGAUGCUGCAAGAGAGACCUUGGAUAUAUGGGAAGCAUGUCGAUUCGUGAAACAGGGCUGGUUUACUGCUCGAGAGGCUGUCACCUUUAUUGAUAUGUUCUUCAAGAACAUGUCUUGGCUCUCCCCAAUUUUGACUGAUUUCUACGCCAAUCAUAAUAAUCACUACUUGCUAAUCUCUCGAGAGCCGGUGUUAUGCUGUACCAUACUUAUGAUUUCUUCUCGAUAUCAUAUUCUGCCCGGGGCAGGCGGCGAAUCCAGAAACUUUUUCAUUCACCACCGACUCUGGCAGCAUUGCCAACAGUUAACGAUGCGACUCAUCUUCGGUCAAGAAAAGUCCACCAAGUCCAAAGUCCGAAGCCUGGGGACCGUCGAAGCACUUCUUCUCAUGUCGGAGUGGCAUCCUCGCUCCCUACAUUUUCCUCCUGAAACGGACGGGUGGGAUGACGAUCUGAUCUCUCCCUGCCUGGAUUCGAAACAUUCAGGGAACGGAGACAAUAACUCCGCGAGCCGAUGGGUGGAAGAUAUGAUCGAGCCCGCCAGGAGAUCAGACCAGAUGUCCUGGAUGCUUCUCGGGUGCGGGCUCUCUCUUGCACAUGAACUGGGCAUCUUCGACAAUGACAAUAGCGAUAUUCAGUGUUCCACCGAAGAAGAACAGCAAUGGGCUGACCAAAUGACCCUGCGCAGACAGCGCGUCCAGCGUCUUCUAUACGUGUAUAUCAACCAGCUCGCCUGGCGCAUAGGAUGCAUGUCUCCAAUCCCGCAGUCUCUCAACCACGCCAUCCUGGGAGGCCGCCGACCCCGCGGACUCAGCCAACCAGGCAACACCUGGCUCACGUUCAUGGACUCGUGGAUCGAGUUAACCAAGCUCGCCAAAUCAGUGACGGACAUGUUCUUCCCAUCAGCCGUCUUCUCGCGACAACAGCUGCUUACGGGCCGAUACGUUGGCCUUCUAGAACAUUUCCGGCCGCUGCUCAACCAGUGGAAGGACAAGUACCUGCAGCCCCAAGUCCUGGACAAAGCAUUCUACAACGACCUCUUCAUCGAAUACAACUUCGUGCGCGUGUACACUCACUCAGUGGGCAUGCAGGCCGUCGUGGAACGCGCCGUGGCAGACACAGAGCCAAACCACUUCGACGAAAUGCGGCCUAUGACCAUCGACCCCACAGAUUACGAAUACAUCCAGGAAGUCAUCGACGGAUGCUGCCAGAUUCUCCAGAAAGUGACCCAUCUGGCCGAGGCAGGGGCGCUGCGUUUCUCGCCGGUGCGCAUUGUGCUGCGCAUCACCAGCGCCUCGAUCUUCCUGAUGAAGGCGCUCAGUCUCGGCACGCGGCAUGCAAAGCUCCAAGAGGCGCUGGAGAUUCUGGAAAAAGCAAUCGAUGCGCUCAAGUCCAAUGCCCUUGACGACGUCCACCUGAGUACCCGCUACGCAGCCCUGUUAGACAUGCACGUCUCGCGCUUACGGCGCAAUCUCCUGGCAUCGUCGAAAGUCAUGAAAAACAGUCGAGGCACAACGCGACGAUCCUCGAUGGGUCCUCCGCCUUGGCCGGAUCAUACCAGCAAUACUAAUGCAGAGCGUGCAAAUCCGAUGGGCACGCCUGCGUCGCAGGAUUUGACGCCCGAGCUGGGGUUCAUGCCUUCGUUGAAUGACAUGGCGGGUGACGAGUGGCUUUCGCUUCCAUUUGAUCCUUCCAUGGCCCCGUUUGGGAUCAGCAGUAGCGGCGGGCAGUUUCCUAUGUAUGAGGGGGGUGGCCUAGAUUUCAUUUGGAAUCUGCCGUCUUGA